CGGGAAUUGGGAGCAAUAAUUUAUUUUUGGUGUUCGAUGCGUCGAAUUAAAUUUCUCCGGCUUUCCAAUAGCGGACCUACACUGCUCGAGUCCAUCGACUAUUGAGAGAAAGUAGACCGUCUGAUGGGGUAAGCUUCCUGGAAGAAGACACUCAAGGGCAGCUUCGAAGGCGGCCCAGCCCCUACUGCCCUAGCCAUAGGGAAGCGAAGUUGCUGCCAGAUUCCGGAUGAAGUAUUCACUCAGUGGACCAUUGGGAAAACAAUGGCCCGGCUGGCUGCGCUGAUGCGCUAUUUCAUCUUCUACGUGCACCUGUCCGCACUCGUCACUGAACUGCAAGCCGCGGACUGCAAGUGGCCGCUCGACAAGCUCGUUGUCGACUUUCACUUCUCGCCUACUGAUCUCUCUGAAUCGGCAGCACAGCGGCCUCUCAGCCUGUCGCUGACUGUGAGAGGACAGGUGUACGGCGACGUGACCUGGGCGUCUCCGUCGCGCAUUCUCACCGACGACGACAUCGACAUGCUGCAGGUCACGACUCGUCCCAGCGAGCCGUGCUUCAAGUCCUGGCUGGUCACCAUCAAGGGUGGGACAGAGGUGGCCUCGGACCCCUUUCAGCAUUGGAACGUGACCGUCUAUCGAGACAGUGCCCGUACGGUGGCGCGCACCUUCCGCACAUCCGGCACAAUGCGUCUGUUUGAUGCAGUCCACGAUCUGUGCAACUCGACGCUCCCGAGGUUCAGAUGCGAGAACAAGGGUGUUUGUUACAACGCCGACACAAAACCCCGGGAGCCAGCUGAAGUGAAAGCACUGUGGGGCUCUUUUCCACGUCAGAAUCCGCUGGUACACUGCAGCUGCCCGCCAGGAUUUCAUGGAGAUCGCUGCGAGAUCGCCUGCAACCAGCAAGUCCAGCCGGCACAGUCCGGAGUGGUAACAAUUACAGUCAAUACCAGUUGUCCGCUGAACUACACCGACCCAGACAACCUGCUCGUCGCCGCCGGGGCCACAGGUCCCGGCGGCGGCCAGGCAAGCUGCCCGAGCGUGGCGCCUGGCGGGGCGUUUCAGCUGUACAUGGGCAGUGUGGCACAGAGCGAUGCCGGUAUGGUUACCUGCGGCGGGCACUCGUAUAACGUCAUCGUGCAAUAUCCGCAGAGCUACGACCUUACCUCUUCUCCCCUGGCCUGCCUCCAUAACAAACCCCAAUGGGCCCCCUGCCAGCUAGGUCAAUGUGUCCAAGUCAGCUGGACCGACCCCCAUUUGGUAACGUGUCCACUGAAGCAAAGUAAUCCACCAGGAAGUUUGACCUGGACGGUUGCAGACCCUGCCAAAGGUGGUUGCUUCAACUCAACUACAAACCUGAUAUCGUCGAACCCGUGCAAUUGGCCCAGAGGUGCAUAUCGAUCCUACCCGACGGCAGAGGCUAUUAAGGAUGCGUGUGACAGCUCUGGCGACCCUGGCGUCUGUGACCCUGAUCCGUGCUUGCUCGCCCUUAACAAAUCCAGUAAGAGCACGGCUACUCGAAAUGUAACCAGUGAAACGACAGGCUGGAAUGACUUGGGUGUCGGCUGCCAAGCAUUCUCCGCUUGUUACCGUUGCACGCUGACGUCAAUGUUCGGAUCACUCAGCUACGACGUGACCUACAGCAGACAAAAAAACCCAUGCUCCAGGUAUACUACCAGGACGUUCAAGUUUCAAACCGGAGGAUCAACAAUCUCCAACGCCAGUUUUGUACGGUGCGGCAUUGUUGAAGGGUCCGCCUGCCCUCAAGCUCCGGGCGGGGUGCUACCAGCAUACCAAGUCAUUGAGCGAGCAAAUGGCUCACUGGUCAGCUUGACAGUCAGCCUUUUGGUGAAUGAGAUGGAUCCUCAGGAAAUUGGCAUAGUGUGGUAUCGAACUGGACAGCAGGAUCAAUAUACAGACAACCCGGAAUUUCACCAGCCUGGUGGUUCACCUUGCUACAUAUCCUUGACAUGGACAUUCACGGCAAACAACCGGACUGCUGGAAACUAUUCAGUGCAGUUUGCUCACGAGCACUACCAUACUGUGCAGCUCCGUCAAAUCAUGGAGCUUAAAGUCCCAGAGCACGGAUGCUCUCUAAAAACAUUCAAGUUUGAAACCGGAGGAUCGGCAAUCUCCAACGCCAGUUUUGUACGGUGCGGCAUUGUCGAAGGGUCCGACUGCCCUCAAGCUCAGGGCGGGGUGCUACCCGCAUACCAAGUCAUAGAGCGAGCAAAUGGCUCGCAGUCGCCGGUCGAGCUGACAGUGAGCAUUCUGGCGGCGUUUGAUGAUAUUGUCAUACUUUGGUAUCUAAAUGGAGUGGAGAUGCCUUCAGACCCCGCAACCUUUUUUGUGCCAAAGGAAUCUGAUGGUCUUGUACGUUGCUACAUAGUGUCCACACUGAUUUUCAGCGCAAGCGACCUGACUGCUGGAAACUAUUCAGUGAGGUUUUCUCGGGACAACUCACUUGUGAAUCUGAGUCAGAUCAUGGAGCUGAAACUUACACAUCCAGGAGAAGGCCCAGCUACAACAGCAGGUCCUCCUACGAAUUCCACUCCACAGGUCACACCAGAUUCGAACACGGCUCGCGUCAUAGUCAUCGCGUCAAGCGCUGGUGGGGGCGCACUACUUUUCAUCGUUGUUAUCGUAUCCGUCUGUGUGUGCAGGCGCAAGAGAGCGGCAUCCCGUGGACUUACAAUUACUGAUGGUGGCUCAGAUUACCUGCACAAAUCCGUGACUUGGAGACAACUGUCCCAUCUCGCUGAGUUCUUGUCAGUCGACUGGCAGCAUUUCGUCGCUGACCUUGGAUUGGAGGAGUACCAGAUCAGGACGUGCAUAGGGGAAUACCCUCAAAGCAUCAAUGAGCAGGCAAGAAAGGCGCUGCGAAUCUGGUUCCAGGGCAUCUCCAGCGACGCCUCCCAGACCUGGACGGUGAGCAAACUCAUGGACCGACUACACGAGAACAAUUUGCAAAGCGUUGCCGACAACUGGAAGAUGCGGAUUGGUGGAGGCAAGAACGAUCAACAAGGUUCGUCGGCAACUAGGCCAUUAGGUGUGAAUGCUGACAAAGAGCGCUCAAUGGAUGACAACGGCUCCAUAUUGCAGAGACUACUGGAUGUGGACAACUAUGACUCCGGAAAUGGCUCACCGCUUGCCCUCUCAUGCGGUAAGUGAUAGGUGAUUCUGAAAACACCAGCACACGCCACACUGCCCUAUGUACGCGUACAGUACUACACUGCGCUGCACUGCCAUACUACACUGCACUGCCAUACUACACUGCACUGCCAUACUACACUGCACUGCCAUACUGUACUUUACUAAGUAUGUGCAGUGCAUGCACAAACAAUGGAGGCUGUCUAUGUG
Molecule: messenger RNA, 3354 nt
Organism: Sycon ciliatum
Lineage: Eukaryota; Metazoa; Porifera; Calcarea; Leucosolenida; Sycettidae
Exons: 14
Coding region: 262-3165 (967 amino acids)
Biological process (GO): signal transduction
Molecular function (GO): protein binding
Source: RefSeq, a predicted model, not a curated record